This is a messenger RNA of Pogoniulus pusillus (Red-fronted tinkerbird), 2074 nucleotides long. RefSeq names its product thioredoxin related transmembrane protein 4 (gene TMX4). NCBI's taxonomy places the organism in Eukaryota, Metazoa, Chordata, Aves, Piciformes, Lybiidae. Bases 16 to 993 code for a protein of 325 amino acids. The record is from RefSeq and is a predicted model, not a curated record. The transcript is spliced from 8 exons. Gene Ontology annotation, cellular component: endomembrane system. Gene Ontology annotation, molecular function: disulfide oxidoreductase activity.
GCGGGCGAGUUGAACAUGGCGGCAGGCCGCUGGGCUCCUGUCGCUACCGUGGCCGCUCUGCUUCUGGCGCUGGUCUUGCUUCCCGACGCCGCCUCUUCCUCCUUUUCCCGGGCAGGCAGCCCCGGCGAGUCGCGGAGCCGUGUGCAAGUGCUGGGCGGCUCCAACUGGAGUCUGGUGUUGCAGGGCCAGUGGAUGCUGGAGUUCUAUGCUCCUUGGUGUCCAGCUUGUAAACAGAUUGAAUCGACAUGGGAAAGUUUUGCAAAGGAAAGCGAACGUCUAGCUAUCACUGUGGGAAAGGUGGAUGUCACUCAAGAACCAGGCUUGAGCGGUCGUUUCUUUGUCACAAUACUUCCUACAAUUUACCACGCACAUGAUGGAAUAUUUCGCCGGUACCGAGGCUCACGGACAUUGGAAGAUCUCGAAAGUUAUGUUCUAGAGAGAAAAUGGGAACUUGUGGAGCCUAUUGCAGGAUGGAAGUCUCCAUCUUCUAUAAUGAUGCAUGGCAUGGCAGGGCUAUUUCACUUCUCCAGAUGGAUCAGACAAAUUCACAACUACCUCACUGGCACUCUUGGAAUUCACGUUUGGAUUUCUUAUACAAUCUUCAUCUUGGCUACCUUAUUGAUUAGCCUGUUCCUGGCUUUGAUACUGGUGUUGAUUUCAGACUGCCUUUGCCCACCCAAGUCAACAUACAAAGCUGAAACAUCUGAAGAAGCAAUUGCAAAGGAUAACAUGGAGAAUGCAGCAUUAGAAGAACCAGAGGAGGCUGCGGAGCUUUCCGCAGAGGAUGCGGAAGAGACUCCAGAUGUAAAAGAUCUCUCAGAUGGAGAAGAUGCAGUAAAUUCAAGUGCUGACGAGUCAGAGGAGGAUUUAGCACUUGGAAAAGAAUCAGGGGAAGAAGAAAUGGAAGACUUAAGUGAACAACCUUUAGCUGAUUCAGAGACUGAAAGCUCAGUAAGACAGCGUAAAAGUCAUGGGGCUGAUAAUGGACUAUAGUUUUUUCAAUGAUGCGUUUUGUACACUUGGACCAAAGAAGUAUCAGACCUGGGUCUGAAGCUGAAGCUUACACUUGAUUUGUCAUUUGUGUUUACACAAAACCUCUGCGCUGUCAGCAGGCGGCUCUGUUUUUCAAGCUGAUAUUUGCAUACUUUGUUUUAGAGGCACAUACACUGUGUGUUGUAUAACUUUAGCCACGACAAUCAAAAGAAGUCUGUCUUAUCUGUUUGAAGUCUUCUGAGAGAAGAAGGUAAUGGGUUUCAGUUCACCAGCUGUAAAAUGGUCAUCUCUGCUUGUGUUCCUCUAAGUAUUGACCUAAGCAAGAUCAGGACUUUUCAGUCUUUAGAGUAGCUUGGCAGAGCUGUCACUUUUCCAUCUGAGUAUUUAUUGUUUCCAAAUGCCACAGCAGCACCAGGUAAGCGAUACAGUAGCAAAAGAAGGCACCUUACUAGUCCUCUAUGGAAAAUGUAGUGUCUGGGUUUGUUUUUUUAUGACUUUCAACUGAAGCACCUUUCAUUUUUGUUAAACUUUCCUUUGGAAGGUCAUCAUUCAGUACAUCCCCAGAUUUUUCACAUUGUGUAAUUCAGAUCUGUGCUGUACAGUUCAAGCUUUUCAGCUCUGUUUUUUGACCCAAGGAGUUGAAGUAAUUGAAAACCUAAGGCUGAGAGAACAGCAGCUGAAUGUUUGAAAUAGAUUUGAACUUCUAAAAAGUUAAAAGGAAAUUAUUUUGGUUGAGGGGCUUUUGCUAAAGCAUUACGUUUUUUACCCCCACCCCUUCAAGAGAUCAUAGCAAGAAUUAUUCAUUUUGCAGUCAGUAAAUCGUAUCUUUCUUGCCAAUACAAGCUUGUCAUGCAGCACAAUUCUGCCAUUCCAACUUGGCAUGCUUUUGGCAGAACUCAAACUGCUUUAGUAAUGCUAACUGAUGAGGUACAUAAGGUUUUACCCUUGAUCUUUUUUUAACUUCUUGACACUAGAAUCAGCAUGUUAGGAGAUGUGAGUGGCAUGGGUAUGUAGUGGGGAGAAGCUUUUUCAUCUCGCUACUGUUGUCAAGAUAAACGUGUGUCUUUUUUGACAGACAGAA